UAAAUAAAAUUUUACCAAACAAAAAAGGAAAUAAAUCUUGGGGAAAUCAUCGUUAUCCUCUGACCAAUUACUCAGUCACGACAACCACACAUCUCCAUGUACCAUUUCGAAAUCCCUACUUCCCAGGAGUCCGCUUCACUAAAGAUGCCCUUUCAUUGCGCCGCUUGCAUCUGUUCACUGCCUCGCCUUGUCCUCUUUUCAUAUCCUUCUCAGCAUAUAUGAGGUCAUUGAAACACAGCCAAACCCAAUCAAUUGCACAACCCCCUUGUUGCUUUUCAAUUGCAAAAAUGUUGGUAUUGGUUUUCCUGAUAGCGAUUGCUGGAAUUUCGUUUCAAUCAGUUCCUUCCUUCAAUCACCGUCCUAAUUUCUUCAUCCGCCGCUUCAAUUUUCCGGGCAUCCGAGCCCAACAGUCGGAGGUCAAACCCCCGAAAAGGGGAGAGGAGGCAGAUGCGUUGAAACUGAAGGAAUGGGUAAUUGGAAUGUUACAAAACGAAGUCGCUGCGAGUCAAGGCAUAAGAAUAAGGCGAAGACAACCUACGGGUCCGCCGUCGCAUUACGUGGGCCCCUUCGAGAUCGGUUUAGAAAACGAGGAUAAAACUCCUCGCAAUACUCUCGAAGAAAUCAUUUGGCAAAAAGACGUGGAAGUUUCCCAAAUGAAAGAGAAGAAGCCUCUGGCUUCAUUGGAGAAGUUUAUCGAGAAUGCAGCUCCCACUAGAGACUUCGUCGGAGCUCUUAAGGCGGCGCAUUCACGGACUGGGUUGCCUGGUUUGAUUGCUGAAGUUAAGAAGGCUUCGCCUACCAGAGGAAUUCUCAGAGAGGAUUUUGAUCCAGUUGAGAUUGCUAGGGCAUAUCAGAAGGGUGGAGCCGCAUGCCUUAGUGUUUUGACUGAUGAAAAGUUUUUUAAGGGAAGCUUUGAAAAUUUGGAGGCAAUAAGGAGUGCUGGAGUAAAGUGCCCUCUACUUUGCAAAGAAUUUGUGAUAGAUGCAUGGCAGAUAUAUUAUGCUCGAAUUAAGGGAGCAGAUGCAAUACUUUUAAUUGCUGCUGUUUUGCCUGAUCAUGAAAUCAGAUACAUGGUUGAAAUCUGCAAGAUGCUUGGUUUGGCAGCGCUUGUAGAGGUGCACGAUGAGAGGGAAAUGGAUCGCGUUCUUGGUAUCGAAGGGAUUGAACUUAUUGGCAUCAAUAAUCGUAACCUCAAGACAUUUGAGCUAGAUAUCAGUAACACAAAGAAGCUUCUUGAAGGAGAGCGUGGCGAAAUGGUCCAUCAGAAAGAUAUAAUAGUCGUAGGGGAAUCUGGGCUGUUUACUCCAGAUCAUGUUGCUUAUGUACAAGAAGCUGGUGUUAAAGCUGUUUUGGUUGGGGAGUCAAUAGUGACGCAAAGAGACCUUGGAAAGGGAAUAACUAGGCUUUUUGGUAAAGACAUUUCUUUGUGAGUUCGUAAAAGAAAGUUGGAUAAGAGUAGAGUAGACUCUGGGACGCGCCUUCGUGGUCCGGGUGUUGUCGUAUCAUUCCCCUAUUAUUGUUUUUUUUCUUUUUUAAUCAGAAUGACUGUACUUGGAAUGAAUGGUCCUUUUGUGACGGAAAUGUUUAAACCUCUACAAAUUAAUAAUAUGAGGAUCAGUAGUUAAUUGAGAUAUUAUUUAA
This is a messenger RNA of Theobroma cacao (cacao), 1641 nucleotides long. RefSeq names its product indole-3-glycerol phosphate synthase, chloroplastic-like. Gene Ontology annotation, biological process: L-tryptophan biosynthetic process. NCBI's taxonomy places the organism in Eukaryota, Viridiplantae, Streptophyta, Magnoliopsida, Malvales, Malvaceae. The record is from RefSeq and is a predicted model, not a curated record. Gene Ontology annotation, molecular function: phosphoribosylanthranilate isomerase activity; indole-3-glycerol-phosphate synthase activity.